Microthlaspi erraticum is the source of this 303-nucleotide messenger RNA. The record is from the annotation of a GenBank genome assembly. Lineage: Eukaryota; Viridiplantae; Streptophyta; Magnoliopsida; Brassicales; Brassicaceae.
AUGACUCAAGUUUGGAGUUUAUCUCAACCAACUUGUGGUUCAUUUCCAGUGAACCUUUGGCUUGCCCUUGUAAGAGUUGUUGGAGCAUUUCCUUCAUAUCCCAAUCUUGACUUGGUUGGGUAUGAUAGUCCUUGGGUGAAGCCUUGUGGACACUGUGUUGUUGUGGCAAGGUGGGAUAGCUGGAGUAUGUCCCUUGUUGCCAUAGCAACUUAUAUCCUUGCUGAGGAUUCCUAUAGCCUCCUUGUCUAUUUUGAAUAUAGCAAACCUCAUGUUGGUCUCCUCCCCUUCCUGGUCUUUAACUAG